AAACGAUUGCCGAGCCCCGCAGAGGGAAGGGAGCGCGCCGAGCUAUCGAUCGGAGGCGGGGCGCCAUUUUCCCGGAAGUGGGGAAGGAAACAAAGCAGCCGGAGCCGGGCACCUUGCGUGUUGGAACUUUGGAUCUCAGCUGCGGACCUCGGAGGAAGAAUGUUUCAUGGAAUCCCAGCUGCCCCUGGGAUGGGAGCCCCAGCGAAUAAGCCGGAACUAUACGAGGCAAUAAAGUUAUACAAGAACGCCCGGGAGCGAGAGAAAUACGACAACAUGGCUGAGCUGUUUGCUGUGGUGAAGACGAUGCAGGCUCUGGAAAAAGCCUACAUCAAGGACUGUGUCACCCCCAACGAGUACACUGCAGCUUGCUCCCGCCUCCUAGUCCAGUACAAGGCAGCCUUCAAGCAGGUCCAAGGCCCGGAAAUCAACUCCAUCGAUGACUUUUGCCGUAAAUUUCGGCUCGAUUGCCCGCUGGCCAUGGAGAGGAUCAAGGAAGACCGGCCGAUUACCAUCAAGGACGACAAGGGCAACCUCAACCGCUGCAUUGCAGACAUCGUGUCGCUCUUUAUCACAGUGAUGGACAAGCUGCGCUUGGAGAUCCGGGCAAUGGAUGAGAUCCAGCCUGACCUCCGAGAAUUGAUGGAGACCAUGAACCGCAUGAGCCACUUGCCCCCGGACUUCGAGGGGCGGCAGAAAGUGAACCAGUGGCUGCAAACCCUGAGCGGCAUGUCGGCUUCGGACGAACUGGACGACUCUCAAGUGCGUCAGAUGCUCUUUGACUUGGAGUCUGCUUACAAUGCCUUCAAUCGCUUCCUGCACUCGUGAGGAGGACGGGCUUUGGGCCUCGUCGACAGAGGCCACAUCAUGCGGUUAUAGAGCCAUUGUGCCAGGAAUGAAAAUGUACAUUCCUCCCAUUGUCCCUCUGAAUGCGAGGACUCAAGUUUCCCCUCCUUUGGGG
Molecule: messenger RNA, 958 nt
Organism: Podarcis raffonei (Aeolian wall lizard)
Lineage: Eukaryota; Metazoa; Chordata; Lepidosauria; Squamata; Lacertidae
Gene: VPS28
Product: VPS28 subunit of ESCRT-I
Exons: 10
Coding region: 160-825 (221 amino acids)
Biological process (GO): protein transport to vacuole involved in ubiquitin-dependent protein catabolic process via the multivesicular body sorting pathway
Cellular component (GO): ESCRT I complex
Molecular function (GO): protein-containing complex binding
Source: RefSeq, a predicted model, not a curated record